Australozyma saopauloensis is the source of this 2043-nucleotide messenger RNA. Its product is annotated as metal cation transporter. NCBI's taxonomy places the organism in Eukaryota, Fungi, Ascomycota, Pichiomycetes, Serinales, Metschnikowiaceae. The record is from RefSeq and is a predicted model, not a curated record. Gene Ontology annotation, molecular function: zinc ion transmembrane transporter activity. Bases 1 to 2043 code for a protein of 680 amino acids. Gene Ontology annotation, biological process: zinc ion import into Golgi lumen; intracellular zinc ion homeostasis. The transcript has a single exon. Gene Ontology annotation, cellular component: cytoplasmic vesicle; Golgi apparatus; membrane.
AUGGCGGCAGAACUCCUGAAUCCUUUUGCGCCGAUGGAAUCUGCAGGCAAGAGACCACUUUUGGAACCUAUUCCUUCUGGACUUCUAGUCAAUUCCAUAUCGGAAACACAAAACAUCGAAAAACCACCCAAGCAACUCCGACCAAGAAUCGUGCGAGCCAAUGAAACACAACAGAAACUCGUGACAACCUUGCCAGUGCUCAUAACCUUGCCGCUUUUGGUAGUUUCUGUCGAUUUGACGCUGGUCCCAUUGACCAACAAUCACCUUCUUGGAAGAGUAGGCGCUGCAUUUGUGGUAGCAUGUGUAAUUGUCGGCUUGUCGCAAUUUCCAGCCAAGUAUGGCUUGAUGGGGAAAAGGGCUGCUCCAGAGUCCUGGACCGUUGUAUUGGGACUAGUACUUUUGUUCCUAGCGCCAAUGUCACUUUCGUACACGCGGGUCGCUGUUACGUAUUUUUGCCUUUUUCUCAAUGUUUGGAACUUGUAUACUCCAUUGGCGCUCUUUUGUGACUGUUACUUAGCGUCUAGUGCUGUUGAAAAUCCUGUUCUAGAAGUUGCAGGAGUGGUUAGUGGCUAUACUUUGCUUAUAGGGCUGCAUUUUUUGAUUGAACGGGCAAUCAAAUCGAGAAAGUCGAGUUCAGGCGAUAAGCUGAUCUUGAUAUUCAUUAUGUUGGGUGUGGGUGUCGUUGGCGCGGUCGUAUUGACUGUUCUCAACCUUGUGAACCCAAUCUUUCUCGGAAUUACAUUAGCAGUUGGUGCGGUGCUCAUGCUCCUGACCAACCGAGGCUUAGUAUACUCCUCGCUCAGUAUUUUAAUCGUGGCUGUGUUUUCCUUCGUUUUCGAGCACUACAUAGUCACUACAAAGCCUGCUUCAGUCAAAGGCGCCUUUGUUUCAGCAGUACUUCCAUUAGUUGUCAAAAUCAAGCCUUCUACAUAUGUUGAGAAUGACGAUCUGUCAGAGGAACCUGAAAAGCCCCGUGUCUUGGAAAAGAUCUUGGCUCAUUCCGACACAAGAGCUAUAUUCAACUUUUUGCUCCUCAACACCACGUUCAUGUUCAUCCAACUAGUGUACUCCUUCAAAUCGAAAUCCCUUGGUCUUCUUUCAGACUCUCUCCACAUGGCAUUAGAUUGUGCCUCCCUAGCUUUGGGGUUGGUUGCCGGAACUCUCCUGAAACAAGAGGUGGACAUUAACAGUAAAUUUCCAUUCGGUCUCCGUCACUUUGAGAUCUUGGCAGGUUUCGCCAAUGGUACGCUUCUUGUAGGAAUUAGUGGAAGCAUUAUAUUUGAAGCAGUCGGCAGAUUGUAUGAGCCAGUUGAGCUCUUAAGAACGACGGAGUUGAUUAUCGUGUCUACCCUAGGCUUGCUCGUUAACAUUGUUGGAAUAUUUGCAUUUAACCAUGGCCACCACGGCCAUUCACACGGCCACUCACAUGGCGGCAUUUCUCAGGCGGACCACGGCUCAGAGCACAAGGCGUCAGAACUCGGCCAUUCACACAGCCAUUCACAUUCACAUUCGCACACUCACUCUCAUGAACAAUCGCACUCAGAAAAACACGAGACAUCCCAUUCGAACGAGGAUUGCGAAGGUAUGAAUGACAACAUGAGGGGCAUAUUCUUACACAUCAUGGCUGACACCCUCGGAUCAGUUGGAGUGGUGAUUUCAACCAUCCUCACCACAAUCUUCAAGUGGCAGGGGUUUGAUCCAGUGGCGUCUAUUGCCAUUGCUGUAUUGAUUUUCGUUUCUGCUGGGCCACUUAUGUCGUCAACAGCAUCGACAUUGCUUCUUAAACUCGAUAACAAAAAGGAAUCUGUGAUCAGAAACUGUCUCAAUGAUUUAACUACCAUUCGUGGCAUAAAGUCGUUUUCCACGCCUCGUUUUUGGGCGAAGGGAAGUGGGUUGACCGGCUAUAUCCACAUUCAAGUCUAUCGUGGGGAAAAUAUAUCAAAUCUUCGCGCCCAGUGCCAGCGAGUAUUCAAGAGCCAUAAUGUUGAGGCCAUGAUUCAAAUGGAAAAGGAUUUUGAUAGUUGUUGGUGCAGAGACACAUAG